AUGUCUAUGAAAUUAAAAAUCAAGUCGUUCUUUGGCAGCAACAGACAAUACGCCGUGGUUGGUGCUAGUAAUAACCCAAGCAAGUUCGGGUACAAGAUCCUACUGUGGUAUGUGAGUCACAAAUUACCUGUGAUCCCCAUCAACCCCAAGGAACAAGAAAUCCUUGGUCAAGCCGUGGUCAACAACAUCACGGCUGUUUUACAAGCUGUUGGUUCCAAACAAGAUAUCUCCACCCACAAGACUUCUACGGUUGACGGUGUGAGUAUUUCCUUCUUGACUCCACCAAAGAUCACUUCGGCAACUUUGUUGGAAAUUGCUACUGUUCCUGACUACAAGAGCAUCGUCAAGGGAUUAUGGUUCCAACCAGGCAGUUACGACCAAGAAGUUUUGGAUGUUGCCCAGCAAAUUGGAUUGUCGGACCUUGUGAUCCAAGAAGACGAAUGUAUCUUGGUUCGAGGCGAAGAAGGCAUGGUCAGUGCUAAUUUAUAG
Spathaspora passalidarum NRRL Y-27907 is the source of this 489-nucleotide messenger RNA. RefSeq lists its product as uncharacterized. The transcript has a single exon. The record is from RefSeq and is a predicted model, not a curated record. The coding region runs from base 1 to 489 and encodes 162 amino acids. NCBI's taxonomy places the organism in Eukaryota, Fungi, Ascomycota, Pichiomycetes, Serinales, Debaryomycetaceae.